Peniophora sp. CBMAI 1063 is the source of this 234-nucleotide messenger RNA. Lineage: Eukaryota; Fungi; Basidiomycota; Agaricomycetes; Russulales; Peniophoraceae. The record is from the annotation of a GenBank genome assembly.
AUGACCGUCCAGAACGUAGAAGCUGCAAAGAAGCGAUACUCAAAUGAGAUGGCCGACUUCACGUUGCGCAAAUGGAAUAAAGUGCGGCAACAACAGGAGCAAGCCAACGCAAAGCGUCAGCUCGCUGCUCCAGCAUACGCUUUCGCCGGAGACUUAGAAGAAGACCGCGGGCGUACACUCAUGAAAAAGCGCGCGGCCCCCAUUCUGAAGAUGCCAGGCAGGGAUGGCAUCUAG